UUAGCUAAUAAAAAUGUGGAAUGCAAUCCUUAACAUUACAUCCUGUAAAUCAUGCCAGAAGGAGGAUCCCUCUGAACCUGAAACUGGCUUAAAGACUCCAAAAAUAUAUAAAAGACUGGUUUCAAGAGAACCAAGCAAAGCCAAAGAUUUAUUGAGAAAGAGUUCAGGGAGAAUUCUACCCUCUUCUACCAAAUAUGAAAAUCACUUGCUGACUUACAAGAUCAAACAAACCAUGCAUAAGAGAGGCUGAUUUUAAAACCAGAUUCGCAAGUGUCAACUCAAAACUCGGAUGCAGAAGUUAUCAUGACAAUAUGAAUAUGCCUCUUUCAAAAGAGACUAUGAAAAGGGCUCGAGGACAAAUUUUAAAGUCAAAGUAUCUACAUGGUGAUAUCGAUAGUACUCCAAUAUUUGAUGAGAAAAAAGAGGAUUUUUAUUCAUAUUUCGCAAAACGUCAAAUUGAAGAAAGUAAAGAGUGAUGACAAGGAGAAGAAAAUAAAGAAAACUUCAUACUCAAAUCCGAUAGUAGUGAAGAAAGUAGUAGCACACCAAAUAGCCAGGAAGAUAGCGAAGACAGCCUUCACCUAGAAGCCUAUUUAAAGAUGCCUGGCUGAAUUCAGGACAUCAACCGCUCUCUCGACAGUAUCCAAGAAGCCAGCAACGAGAAUGGCUCUUCAAAAUCCAUCUACACCAAGAAAGUUCAAAAAGUUCGGAGACUUCUUCUCGCCGAAAUCAGUGUCUGCCCAGACGCUCGUUUCUCCAAACUUAGUUAAUAAUCCUUUUAAAUUUUCUAAAAAUUUUAACUUCUAAAGAAUCUUGAUAAAUUUUCAAAACUGGAGGUUAAAAAUCUGUAGUUUUUUAAGUAGGAAAUUAGAAAAUUUGGGAUUUUAAGUCACAUUUUUGGAUGGCUUUGGAAGGGAUUUUUGGAAAGAUGUGGAAAAGGAGUAUGGAGGAAAUUUUUGGGGUGGAAGGGGGAGAAGGAGAGGUAAGGUGUGGUGGUGGGAAGAGAGGAAGUAUCAUCUCUAAAGUUUAUCUCCACUCCUCAGCUUCCAUAUUGACUGAAAAACCUCCCAGCCCAUAUACUUCAAAAAUAUACACUUAUUUUUCUGCCACUCAUUCCCAAAACACAAAUUAGUGGUCCUUACCUGUAUGACUCCAGGGAUCUUUCCCAAUAAACAAGUCGAAGGUAGCCAAACUAGAAGAUAACUAUUAUUGGGUCUACAAUUGGAGAAAUCUAAUCGUAAAAACCAAAGCAAUGCAAAUGAAUUAUAACAAGGCUGCAUGCGGAAUACUCCAAUAGACUGGAGAACCUUCUUCAAGAGCAAUGAAGGUUCUGUCCAGGAGUUUAUAAUCAUAGAUGUCAU
Molecule: messenger RNA, 1361 nt
Organism: Moneuplotes crassus
Lineage: Eukaryota; Ciliophora; Spirotrichea; Euplotida; Euplotidae
Source: the annotation of a GenBank genome assembly